CGGCGCUGCAUUGAAAGCACGCCAAGAAUGAAAAUAACUGCCCUAAUUCUGUGCAUACAUUGUGUUUAACUGUGCUGUGUCUGUGUUGUGUGAAUGAUGAUUUCAAGAGCGCUUUUGAUAGCGCUGUUUAGUGCAUACGCUACGUCCCUGACGCCCAUCGCCCCCCUUGCAACACAAGGAGAUGAUGACUGUGCAUUAUAUCUGACUGGACCUGGACGCUCCUCAGCAUAUGACUACAGCUUAAAUCUCUUAAAAGGAAAUUUUGCAUAUGAUGGCCAACACACAUGUAUUACUUACGAAGCGAUAAACCAAGCUUAUCUGGAUGCGAGAUCGAGAAUAUUGGUGUCUCAACCAAAAGGCGACUGGCACGCUGAAGACUUUGCCAGUGUGGGCGAACUUAUUCUUGACAUUUCUAUCAGUCUGGCGCGCACGUACGGUCUCACCUACGAAGAGAUAGAGAAAGGUUUACCUCUCAUAGAUACAUCCAGAACUCUAAUCAGAGAAGUUUGCCCACCCGUCUUUUCCCACGUCGAGUGCCGCGCUGGAAAAUACCGAAGACUUGAUGGUCUAUGUAACAACCUUCAGCAUCCAACAUGGGGUGCUACUAUGGCGCCAUUCCAAAGAUUAAUUGGUCCAUUAUUCGCUGAUGGCAUUAACGCACCUCGUAUUGCGCAUACGGGGCGGGAUCUACCGCUAUCCCGGGUUGUCUCAAGAACCAUGCACCCUGAUGAUGGCUUCCAUGACCAUGCUGGAACAGUCAUGGUUAUUGCGUGGGGACAAUUCAUGGAUCACGAUUAUACUCUUACUGGAACACCUUUAGACCCGAUUAACCGCAAUGACCCUGAGGAAUGCUGCAAGCGUCCUCCACACUUGAAACAUCCCUACUGUAAUGAGAUCAGAAUACCUGAUGAUGACUACUUCUAUCGUCUCUUCGGUGUAAAGUGCAUUGACUUCGUUAGAGGCUUCCCAUCACCUAGACCUGGAUGUAAGCUUGGUUCGCGAGUGCCGUUCAACACAUUGACAGGAGCCAUUGAUGGUAACACAGUUUAUGGUGUUACGGAAAAAUUUUCCAGGAAAUUGAGAACAGGUUACGGAGGUCUUUUGAGAAUGAACCCGGUCUUCAAAGAAUAUGGACUAAAGGACUUGUUACCAUUAAAACUCGACAUUCCAGAUGAAGGUUGUACAAGGCCAAACAAAAACAUGUAUUGCUUUGAAGCUGGCGAAAUCCGUGUUAACGAGCAACUCGUACUGACUGUGAUGCAUACAUUGAUGGCCCGAGAACAUAACAGAGUAGCCAAAGGUUUAGCAGCGGUUAAUCCGCAUUGGGACGACGAAACUCUAUUCCAAGAAGCAAGAAGGAUUAAUAUCGCCGAAAUACAACAUAUUACAUACAACGAAUUCCUGCCAAUACUCUUAGGAAAGGAUGUGAUGGAGAAAUUCGGUUUGGUGCUUGAAAAAGAGGGUUACUGGAAUGGAUAUGAUCCAGAAGUAAACGCAGAUGUGAUCGAUGCCUUUGCAUCAGCUGCUUACCGUUUCGGACAUUCUUUGCUGCCCACAGCUGUAGAGAGAUGGUCCAAAGCGCAUAAGUUUAUUGCUUCAAAGCGCUUGUCAGAUCUUAUUCGUAGACCGUAUGACCUCUACAGAGCUGGUGUACUCGACGAAUACGUCAUGGGUCUGAUGAACCAAGUUGCUCAAGCUAUGGACGACUCUAUCACCCAAGAGGUCACUAAUCAUCUUUUUAAGAAGGUCGGGGCCCGGUUUGGCAUGGAUUUGGUUUCCUUAAACAUGCAGAGAGGACGGGAGUUCGGUAUCCCCGGUUACAUGGAGUUCAGGAAGUUCUGUGGCUUGUCAGAUGCUAACACCUUCCAGGAUUUGUUCGGGUCUAUGCCCAAUGAGACAUUGAGGAAGUACGAGACAAUAUUCGAGCAUCCGAUUGAUAUAGAUCUGUGGUCGGGAGGAGUAUCAGAGAGGCCCCUACGUGGUUCCAUGUUGGGACCGACUUUCGCUUGUAUUAUUGCAACACAAUUCUCUUAUUCACGAAGAGGAGACAGAUUCUGGUUCGAGCUGCCACACCAACCGUCAUCUUUCACACCGGAGCAACUGACAGAAAUUAAAAAGUCCCGUCUCGCACGAGUGAUUUGUGACAACACUGACAUCAUUGACACAGUCCAGGUCUAUCCCUUCGUCCUACCUGACCACGAAUUGAACCCAAGAGUACCUUGCAGAAGUGGUAUUCUACCAUCCAUGGACUUUUCUAAAUGGGCAGAGCCGGUACCAUUUGGUGCCGCAAAACAAUACGUGAGUAGUUUCGGGUUUAAUUCCUUUCACGGGAAGUAGUAAUCUAGCACAGUAGUAUUUUUGUAAGCAUUGAAUAUUGAAUUUGGUUUUUUU
Pieris brassicae (large cabbage white) is the source of this 2391-nucleotide messenger RNA. RefSeq names its product peroxidase (gene cysu). The record is from RefSeq and is a predicted model, not a curated record. Gene Ontology annotation, molecular function: peroxidase activity; heme binding. NCBI's taxonomy places the organism in Eukaryota, Metazoa, Arthropoda, Insecta, Lepidoptera, Pieridae. The coding region runs from base 94 to 2337 and encodes 747 amino acids. The transcript has 14 exons. Gene Ontology annotation, biological process: response to oxidative stress.